GCAGCGUGGCUGCAGCAUAGAUGCACAGCAAGCCUCAAGCAUUUGCCUGGCAUUGAAAAAGCCAUCUGCACUCUUUAUCAUGUUCCUUUUCAUGUCUGAAGCUUGGAAGGUUCUUACAAAUGCUCCUUCAAAUACCUUUCUGAGCAGGCAGUUCUUAUCUGGUAUUCAAGUGGCAAACUGCAGCCCUGCAUGGCAAAGCUCCCCGCUGGCCUGGGGAAGCUGUGCUCUGGCUGCCCCUGCAGAUGGGAGCCCUGUAUGCCCAGGCGUUCCGGGUCCCCGGUUGUCCUUCAAUGGAAAAAAUAACUUUCUUGAGUGUGCCAGCAGACCAUAAACUGAAAGGCUGGGAAAUGAUGGGAAACAUCUGGCAUUUGUCACAAAAGAGGAUUUGUCAAGGAGUGCUUUUCAAACUCCUGCUGCCAAGAUCCUGCUGCUCUGACAUACUCAAAAGCUGCUAAAUCAAUCGUCUCUCCCCUUACCUUCUCUGCUCUGCCUUCCUCCCCUUUUUUCUCUUGCACUUUUAACCCUGCUCAUUAAUUUAUUUUUUUCCCCCUCUUGCUUUGCUGCUUUCUUCUCACACCUGUUCCUUGUAGUACAUUGGGAGGCUGACCCACCUCCAUUGGAGCAUGCAAGGCAUCCCACUCUUCCUUUCUGUUUGCUUUAAAACAUAACAGAAACCUCCAAAAAAUGCACCUGCUGCCACAGCAGUCCCACUGCCAUGUGGUACUAGCAGCCCAUGUUGCUGCCUCUCAUCUCAGGUCAUAUGGAGAGAAACAACUUGGAGACCUUGGUGAUACCACCUUAAGCCUGGCUGCUGUAGGACCAGGCAGUAGCAUGGGCUAUUCUUGCACACCAAGAGCAUCUACUGAGUUAUAUUAGUAGCUCUAAGCAUCUUGAACAGAGUGAGAUCUUUAUCUUGCAUGGGAUUCUGAAAAGUAGCUGCUGAUUUUUGAUGUGCUUUUCAGGUUAGUUCAUGAAGCUGGUCAAUGUUUUCUAUGAACAAGGCCACUCUAAAUUCCACCGACAGUGUAGCCAAAAUCCACUACUAGAAUAAGCCGAAUGUGAAAUAAAGGCCCAGGAAUAAUUUGCUAAUGAUCAUGCAGAAGAAUAAGAACAAGUGUUUACAUGAGGAUAAGAGGCUUCAAGAACAGAGGAAUAUCACCAUACAAUGAACUUUCCCCAGUGAUAAAUCCCUACCUUGAAAAGUGUUGUCAACACAGUUCAGCAGAGACACACACCUGCUAUCACUUUAGUUAGUGAAAAAGUUGUCUGAAGUCCUGUCCUAAUCAAGGUAUUAACAUUUACAAAGUAGAUGUGGGUUGAUAAAUGUUAUGCUAUAGUCCAACAAUAUUGCUUUUGCUGCUGUAGGUGCGGCUAUUGCUCUUCACGUUUUAUGCUAACCUCAUCAACCACAUCUUGUUACAUCUACCUCUAUUGCCUUGAAUUACUGUGUUAGCAACAGGCCUCAGCUGUUUGUGACAACGGAAAGCAUGUGCAGCCAUUAACAAAUGGUCCUAAUUAGUAUAGAUCUGUAAAUCUUUGCUCGGCAGGAGUGUUGUGUCAUGCAAUUACAAGCAGAGAAGACGCACUUUCAGGGAGCAUAAAUGCCUUUGAAUUUUCAGUUAUGUGCUUUCAGUAAUAUGUGCCCGAAUAGCACAACGUGGUUCCUUAGGUUUCUGGUGAGCUUUUAGAAUUAUACCUAAAAUGUCAAGGGAAGGCUAAUAGGCUGUAGGAAGCACAUAGCAUUGGUACUGGUUUGCUGCUAGAGAUUGGGUGUGGGAACUUCUAUUUGUAGUAUGGCAUGUGGUUAAAUAUUGUGACUGGUUAUUUUGGAGGCAAGCUUCCCUUCAGUCUCUAUACAGCUGACAUUGAUGAGCAGAAAAUUAAACAGGAUACCAAGAAUGAGAGGCAAGGAUCAGUGUGAUGAGAUUCUAAUGUAGAUGUUCAUGAUCAGUCCAAGUUCUGCUCAGUACCUGCUGUGAAAAGAGCUCCCCUGUAGAGCAUGGAAAGGAAAGGGUUUGUUGGCUUGUUUUCUUUAAUUCUUCUCUAUAGUGGAAAAAAUAUUUCAGAUAAGUGUUCUCCUAGAUUUCCCUCUUAGGAGAUAAACAAACCUUUUGCCAAAAAUGUUCAGUCCUGUUGACUUUGGGCUCUUUAUGCAUUGGACUCACGCCAUGACCCACCAGCCAAGAAUCCCCUUCAUGGCAGAGGUCAGAUGGCACACAAGUCGGCUUUGUGUUCCCAACAGCCGGGCCUGCUGCUCUGAGGAGAAUCAUCACCUUUGCCCAUGGCAGGAGCACCACCUGUCUGGUUGGAUAGUGUGUUCAAUAGGACAUCUGGGCCUGGAGUGUCUGCUCUGCACUGUCUGGGUCAUCUGCUGGUUGUGUUGAGGCUAAACAGGAACAGGUAAUAAUUCAACCUGUUGCUCCUAUCUGCAGUUGUCACCUCAGAGGAACGGCUGAGACCAAGAGAGCUUGGGAAAGUGAUCCUAAGGGUCAUGGGGAGACGUGCUUGGUCUGCUCUCUGCAGAUGGAGUGAUAAUGAACUCUCCUGAAGGAAGGAAGAUGUCUGUUUGAGGCUUUUAUUAUCUGUGAAGCUGUGAAUCAUCCCAGAUGCUAAUCCUUGGGUGUGCAGUCAGCAGAUCUGUGCUGUGGAGUGCCAGCCUGCUUCGGAGGCAUUCAGCACACAAGGACCUGUGCCCUGUUUUCCAUAUCUUUCACAUUUUUUUUUCUGGGAUUGUUUCAUGUUUAAUCUUGCAGUUAUGCUUCUCAUAGACUUUUGGACUUCAUAAAUCCAUUUUCAUAGGGAGCAGAGUGCAGAUCUGCAAGGUCAACCAUUUAGGAGAUUGCAUCCCUUUAGCGAGAAAAGUCCCAAGAACCAACUUUGCCUCCUAAAAGAAGUGUGUUCUCUACUAUUAGAAGAAACUGGAUUUCCUUCAUAGAUUGGCAGAAGAUCAGAGGAGUUCCAGCCCUUCUAAAAGUUGUCACAGCUCCCUGGACUCUUCUGCUAACAAGCUGCCCCAGGGCCCAUGUUUCAUGCUCGAUACUGGAGGGAUGGACCCCACCUUGCAUCAGAGAAGUGGUGGCAGCCCCUCAGUCCAGCAUAUGGGACACGAUGUGGCAUUUCUGUGCCCAGCUGCCAGAUCUGGUGACAUUUCUGCAGAAUUUGAUGAGGAUGCUGCAGACCCACAGCCUCAUUUUCAUCGGUACUUCUACUACUUCAGCCCUUGUUUUGGCUGGCAAUGAGACUGCUGAACAGAGGACUUAGAGACCUGCUAUUAAACCUCUGCUUAUGAAUAUUAGGGGUUGAGAAUCUAUAUUUAGAGGAGCAGUCUUUUUGUUUGGUAAAAAUGAGCUGUUUUCUUAUCGCUUCCUUGUGAAACUCUCUCCUACUUCACUAUUUCCCUGCCAGCCCUGACUGGUUAAUGCAGCCAUUGCAAUUAUGAGUCAGGCUUUAAAAAAGCAGGAAAACUUUAUUUUAAUAACAAAUUACCUUGAGUCAAUGACUGAAGUUGGAAGGGGCUCAUGAGGCCAUGUAGCCCAGCCUCCUGUUCUGAGAAGGGUCAGCUAUGAGAUCAGAAUAGGUUACUUGGGACUUUAUGGGUUUUUUUGGUCUUCAUUUUGGGGUAGGUUUUUAUUUUUACUCUGGUUUCUGAGGCCUCAGGAGGAUUCACGUCCCUACAAAACCCUGGUAAUCUGCAAGCUGGGACAUCAUGUAGCAUCUUGAUCCCAUCAGCAGGCUUUGAAGGGGUGAACAAAACCCCUCUGCUUGUGUGAGCACGGACUGUAUAAGUGCUGAGAGAAGAAAUCCUGAUUUUCUGCCCAGAUGUCCCUGUUCAUGGCAGUUGGGUGCUGGCCAGUUUGCAAAGAAAAGUGCAUAUUCCUGGCUUUGCUGGCCUCCAAGCUCAGUAACAACAGCUCCUGCGUGCUAAUUGACCCCUUCUUGGCAACACCAUCAAAGACACUGCAGAAUAACGAGGCUGUUGAUUGAACUAUUUCUUUGUCCCCAGGGGUGGUCCCUCUUUUAGCAUUGAGGUGCAUUGUCAGGAUUGGGAGAGAAGCUUGGAGGGCGAUUAGCCAAAAAGCUUUUGCUUAUUGUGCCUACCGUGUGACAUCUGCCAUGAGACUGGAGGUGCGAGUGGUUUGCUGCACUUUCCUGCAUCCUACAGAGCAGCUCCCAUGCUGCAGCUGCCCUACAGGUGCUCACAAGGAUGGGAGAAUGGGUGACGCAGCUCAGAGACAAUCUGUAAUGCUGAAGUCUGAUGGAAACAGCUCAUGAGUGGGGAACCACCUUCAAGGAAAACCUGGCUGCAGAAGCUGAGGCAGAUGCUGAUGAACUUGACUGUGAUGAAAACACUCGGAAAGACUUGAAGACGCUGCCUGUCUUUCCCACCAAGACCCUGCAGGAACAUCCAUCACUUGCUUACUGUGAGGAUAGAGUCAUUGAACAUUAUACGCAAAUAAAAGGUCUGACCAGAGGACAAGCCAUUGUUCAGUACAUGAGAGUGGUAGAAGCUUUGCCAACAUAUGGAGUCCAUUACUAUGGAGUAAAGGAUAAACAAGGAAUCCCUUGGUGGCUUGGAAUAAGUUACAAAGGGAUAGGCCAGUACGACUUACAAGACAAAGUUAAGCCCAGAAAACUAUUCCAAUGGAAACAGCUGGAAAACCUCUAUUUCCGUGAGAAGAAGUUUGCUGUGGAAGUGCACGAUCCCCGCAGGAUUUCAGUGUCAAGAAGGACCUUUGGUCAGAGCGGGCUGGUAGUGCAAACCUGGUAUGCAAACACUUCCCUGAUCAAAUCCAUCUGGGUAAUGGCCAUCAGUCAACACCAGUUCUACUUGGACAGAAAACAAAGCAAAGCAAAAAUUCCUUCAGCCAGAAGUUUGGAUGAUAUCGCCAUGGAUUUGACAGAGAUGGGAACACCAAAGGUUUCAAAGCUAGUGACUCUGGAGGCAAAAAAUCAGCUGAUUAUGGCCAGCAAUGGCAGCUUAAUCUCAUCAGGCUCUCAGGAUUCAGAGGUCAGCGAAGAACAAAAGAAGGAGAAAAUUAUGGAGCUAAAGAAAAAAGAGAAACUCCUUCAGGAAAAACUACUCCAGAAAGUUGAAGAACUGAAGAAAAUCUGCCUGCGUGAGGCGGAGCUGACAGGCAAGAUGCCAAAGGAGUAUCCUCUGAGCGCUGGAGAGGAACCUCCCCAGGUCAGAAGACGUGUCGGCACAGCCUUCAAGCUGGAUGACAACCUGCUCCCCACUGAGGAGGAUCCUGCUUUGCAGGAACUGGAGAGCAAUUUUAUCAUACAGCAGAAGCUGGUAGAAGCUGCAAAGAAACUUGCCAGCGAGCCAGACCUCUGCAAAAACGUGAAGAAGAAAAGAAAACAGGAGUAUGCUGAUGCUGUCAAAAAGCUUCAAGAGAUCGAAAACGCCAUUAAUGAGUAUCGCAUCAAAUCUGGGAAGAAGCCAACCCAGAAAUCAACUCUUACUCUGCCAGAUGAUAUAAUUCCAUCCGAGAGCAGCUCUCUCUCUGAUACAACAACCUAUGAUGACGGCAGUGAAUCCCUCAGUGUGCCAGCACAACGAACCAGUUCUGCACAGCUUUCCCCAAGGCUGCUUCCACCAAAGUCUCUUGGGCUGGAGAGAGUUCAUCUCAGAAAGUCAUCCAUGAACGAGCAGCUCUUGGAAUCAAGGCAUUCCAGGGACCCACUUUCCACUCACAGCAGUCCUUACCGCACCCUGGAACGAGCAGCCCCAUCCCAUGGAGGAAGAAGCAUGCCUACAACACCUGUGCUCACGCGCAAUGCCUACAGUAGCAGCCACUUACAGCCAGAUGUUUCCCCACACCACUGUAGGCAGCGCAGUGGCAGCCUGGAGUCCCAGACCCACCUGCUGUCCGAGGUUCCUGCUGAGAAGACUGCCUUCUCCCUCACAAAGUCCCAGAGAAGCAGCAGCACUGAGAUCCUUGAUGAUGGGUCAUCCUACACCAGCCAGUCGAGCACCGAAUAUUACUGUGUGACACCUACACCCAAACCAUAUUACACUACUCAGACUCUUGACAACAGGACCAGGGGACGAAGACGGUCAAAGAAACAGCACAUUUCUGCUGCAGGUUCAGGAAGUAUGCCAAAUCUUGCCCAGAAGGACGUCCGGAAUGGUGUCUAUCACAAAAGCCAGGAGCAGCCUUCCUCCAGCUACUAUAUAUCUGGAUAUUCCCCAUACACUGAAUCUGAUGUUUAUUACAACGGAGGAUACGUUUAUGAGAGCGAUACAGAGGGACAGUACAGUGUCAAUCCUUCGUAUCGCUCAUCGGCGCAUUAUGGAUACGACCGUUACAGGGAAUUCAGGUCUUACAAUGAGGACGAAGUGGACAGAGUACCACACAACCCAUACGCAACCCUACGGCUUCCAAGGAAGCAAGUUGCUAAAACGGAGCAUAUAACCAAAAACAUUCACAAGGCCUUAGUAGCAGAGCAUCUCCGUGGUUGGUACCAACGUGCCUCCAGUCAAAAGGAGCAGGGUCAUUGCCUGCAGGCAGGCUUUGAGUCUGACAGAGGGUCUCAAAGGAGUUUGGGCUUUGCUGGUCUGCAGGUGCCAUGCUCUCCCAGCAGUCGGGUGUCAUCUUUCUCUUCGGCAUCUUCUGCAAACACUGCUGGGAACUGGCGGAACCCACUCACACUGGGACUUUCAGAUUAUGAUACGUUAUCUCAUUCUUCUCUUGCCAGCUGUUAUGGAAAUGCUUAUGGCAACCUUCCUCUGCAGAGCAGAGCUCAGCCACCAACCUCGGCACGACUUGCUGCUGCUUGCAGCCUCCCUGGGUGCAGGGGCUUUCCUGAGGACUGCAGGGAGACCAGGAUCCCACUGGGGCGUUACAGAAAUGCAUGCAGGACUCUUGCUUCUCCUGCUUUGUGGUUUCGCUCUGCCCCGCUGCUUGCACAUCAGCCAUCACCCAGGAGAACAGCAGUUGCCUGUCCCAGAAGUGGCACAGAUGCUGCCAUGUCUCAGUGCCCCCAUGCUAAGCACAGCCAACUGUAGUAGUGUACCCAGAGCCCAGCCAGCUGGGCGGUGAUGAGGAGAACCAGCUGGAGGAAGACUUGCACAGCAGCGAGCAGAGGUUGUUCUGGCAUGAGGAUUCCAAGCCUGGG
Coturnix japonica (Japanese quail) is the source of this 7122-nucleotide messenger RNA. It is a transcript of the gene FRMD4B, whose product is annotated as FERM domain containing 4B. Gene Ontology annotation, biological process: establishment of epithelial cell polarity. The record is from RefSeq and is a predicted model, not a curated record. Lineage: Eukaryota; Metazoa; Chordata; Aves; Galliformes; Phasianidae. Gene Ontology annotation, cellular component: bicellular tight junction; cytoskeleton; adherens junction.